Messenger RNA from Aspergillus uvarum CBS 121591, 1183 nucleotides. RefSeq names its product putative short-chain dehydrogenase/reductase. The transcript has 2 exons. The record is from RefSeq and is a predicted model, not a curated record. The coding region runs from base 149 to 1141 and encodes 330 amino acids. Lineage: Eukaryota; Fungi; Ascomycota; Eurotiomycetes; Eurotiales; Aspergillaceae.
UUUGUAUGACCUAACAUGGGGAGGGAAUUUCGGAGUUAGAAGGCCUCUCUCGUAUAGUACUUAUACAUGAUCGGUCAAAUCAUCCGGAAACUGUGUUUUUUCGCUCCCUUUCAAUUCUCAGCAUCUCAUUUUUCCUGGCUUGGGCAUCAUGACCACCCGCUACGCCGACGUUCACAAAAACCCUCAGGGCCCUGGGGAUGCUCGCCCAACAGCUAUACAGGUUGUUCGCGAUGAAGGAUUGGAAGGCCAACUGGCGGACCACUCUAUCCUCGUAACUGGUGCAUCCUCGGGCAUUGGUGUCGAAACUGCCAAGGCGCUUUUCGCCACCGGUGCUACUUUAUUUCUGACUGCCAGAAACCUAGACAAGGCAAAGCAAGCCCUGGGUAAUCUGGUCCAAUCUCCCCGCGUACACCUCCUGGCUUUGGAUCUGGAGUCUCUAGCGAGCGUACGGGCCUGUGCUACCCAGCUCCUGUCAUUAACGACGACUCUCAACGUCUACAUCGCCAAUGCUGGAGUCAUGGCGACCCCAGAGGGGCGCACCAAGGAUGGCUUCGAGACGCAAAUAGGUACCAACUAUUUCGGUCACUUUCUCCUCUUCCUUCUUCUUCGUCCGGCACUUUUGGCUGCCGCAAGUCAGCAGGUGAACUCAAGGGUGGUACUUCUUUCCUCCAUCGCCCACAGAUAUUCGGAGGUCAUGUUUGACAACAUCAAUUUGGAAGGCGAGUAUGAGAAGUGGAAGGCAUAUGGCCAGAGCAAAACUGCUCUUCUGUGGGCAGCGAAUGAGAUUGACCGCCGCUAUACUCCACAAGGCCUACGUGCUUUUAGUGUUCAACCGGGUGGCAUUCAGACCGGACUGCUACAAUUUAUGUCCGAAGAGGAGAAGAGUGGCCUUACCAGCGAUCCUACAUUGGGCCCGCAAUUCAAGAGUCCCGAGCAAGGCGCCGCUACUUCGGUGUGGGGAGCUAUUGCAAAGUCUUUGGAAGGAACGGGUGGAAAGUAUUUGGAGGAUGUGCAGAUUGCUAAGGCAUAUGACGCCAGCGAAGGGCAGUGGGCUCCUGGCUACUUCCCACACGCAUAUAGCCCCGAGAAGGAAAAGAAGUUGUACGAGAUGUCGCUGAGAUUGGUAGGCGAGGAUGAGUAAAUAAAUUGAGAUUCCUUCAUGUAUUUCUAAAACAAGAUAGGC